This is a messenger RNA of Trichoderma virens Gv29-8, 2528 nucleotides long. RefSeq lists its product as uncharacterized. The coding region runs from base 1 to 1554 and encodes 517 amino acids. The transcript has 4 exons. Gene Ontology annotation, biological process: transmembrane transport. Lineage: Eukaryota; Fungi; Ascomycota; Sordariomycetes; Hypocreales; Hypocreaceae. Gene Ontology annotation, molecular function: transmembrane transporter activity. The record is from RefSeq and is a predicted model, not a curated record.
AUGCGUCGCGGAUCUGUCACUCGGCGCAAGGAGCCGCUGCCACCUUUCCCUGCCCAGCAGAUGUUUGUGCUGGCCUGCUGCCGAUUGUGUGAACCCAUUGCUUUCAUGUCCAUCUUCCCGUACAUUUACUACAUGAUUGAAGACUUUAACAUCACCUCGGAUCCGACCCAAAUUUCCGUCUACGCUGGCAUGGUCACCUCCGCAUUUACCCUGGCCGAGUUUGCAACUGGCGUCAUGUGGGGAAAGCUGAGUGACAAGAUCGGACGAAAGCCUGUUCUCCUCAGCGGCCUCAUCGGUACGGCCAUUAGUGUUCUCAUCUUCGGUUUCGCUCCUAGCUUGCCGGUCGCCCUUUUUGCUAGAGCAAUGGGCGGCCUUCUCAACGGGUUUUCCAGUUCCAUCAUUGGCCCUAUGAUCGGUGGCGCUCUUGCUCGUCCCUGCAUUAGCUAUCCCGCAUACUUUCCCCGCGGCUCAAUCUGGGAUCAGUAUCCAUAUCUCUUGCCUAACCUUUUCAGCGCAGCGACUGUUCUCUUUGGUGUUGUCGUUGGCAUCCUCUUUUUGGAAGAGACCCAUCUUGGCAAGAAGGGUGAGAAGGAUCGCGGCCGCGAGAUUGGUGACCGAAUUGUUGCCCUGUUCAGCCGAACCACUAACGGCCAAGCUGAUGAGCCUGAGACGCAAAGCCUUCUCGCUGAUGGCCAGAAACUUGGAUACGAUACCGUUUCUGACUCUGCUCGCGGGAGAGAGGAGCAGCUACCCGGUUACCGGAGCCGAGGGGCAUCACCUCGAGUGCCGUCUCAGGGCAAUACAGAGCGUCAAGCCGUCGCUGGCACUGAGGCCUCGGAGACACAGCCCGAUCAAACCACCAAGAUUUUCACCAAGCCAGUCGUGAUGAACAUUAUUUCUUAUGGCAUUCUCGCCUUCCACACCAUCACGUAUGACCAGCUCUUUCCUGUCUUCUUGAGCACCGCCCCUCCCAAGGAGCCAAUUCUCGAGCUUCCUUUCAAAUUUGUAAACGGAUUCGGCCUUGAAACAAAGGCCAUUGGCGUCAUCAUCUCCGUCCAGGGCUUCUAUUCCCUACUGUCCAACUAUCUGAUUGUGACACCCAUGACCCGUCGACUUGGACCUCUCCGCCUAUUUCGCCUCAUUGCCUUUUCCUACUUUGCCCUUUACCUCGUUACGCCUUAUGUGGUACUCCUCCCGGAGAGCCUGAGAAUGCCUGCCAUUUACCUCUUGGUCAUCUGGAAGUGUACUUUUUCGACAAUGGCAUACCCCAGCAACGCAAUCCUCUUGGCCAACUCGGCCCCAACGAAGCAGGUUCUGGGCACCAUCAAUGGCGUCGCAGCGUCCACGGCUAGCUUGUGCAGAGCUCUCGGCCCUACCCUGUCUGGCUUCCUCUACGCUAUGGGUUUGCAAUCUGGCUAUUCGGGCCUCGCUUGGUGGUUUAGCGGUCUGAUCACCAUUGUUGGUGCCUAUCUCAGCUCUCAGAUCACCGAGGGAGCUCCACCUCCAGUUUCUGGAGAAACGAUUGAAGAUUAUGAUGAUGAUGAAAGCGCUUAAGGUUUUAUAUUUUUGGGUUUCCCCCGCUUCUCUCGACCCGGAUCUCCUUUCUCGAGACGGCUCCGGCACUUCGAGAUGACGACUACAUUUUUAUCUUCACCUUUAUUAUUUUUUAUUUUUAUAAAUGGUAUAAUCCACGGCUUGAACAAACGACUUCAAAACCCACUGUUUCGAGCUGACAAAGGCGAUGACCUCGGUCAGGCACAACGGCGCCUUGAGAGGCUUUACCUCUCUCCCCUUUAUUCUUCGCCGUCUUCGGUUUUACUUUUUUUAUUUUUUAUUUUUUAUUUUUAGUUUGAUUUUGGACAUCUGAUGCAAGCACGUUUGGGCCAACACUGUUGGACGAUUAGAAGGAUACUGGAGCUCUGGGAUAAACAAGGAAUGGAGCUAAUUUUUGGACUCUCUCACUAUUUCGGAUUCGAUUUUUUAUUUUUAUUUUUCUGGAUUUCCCCUUUCUCCUCUUCCAAGGUGGGGGAGGCAAGGCACACUCGCUGGCCCUGCAAUACGCGGUAGCAAUGGUCUGAGGAUGGAUGAAUCGGGAGACUCGGAUCAGGCCGGUGUGGAAAAUGGAGACCAAGGACAUGGAUUGGGAUUAUGAGUUUAUCAUUGGGUAUAUGGCACAGGGCAUAAAGCACCGGGACUGGAUAUUGGACACUAGGCAUUAGGAACGGGAUAUUGGACACGGGGUACAAGACAUGGAAUGUCAGGCUCUGGAAACUGGAACUAGGCACUUGAAGGCUGGCUUGGCUUACGGUUGGUUGGAGACAGGUUGGACUGGGACGAGACAUGACGGGGGCAGGGCGGGAUGGGACCGAUGGAUAUUACUGGUUAGAGGUGUUUUCCUCCCCCCAUGGUGGUGGGCUUGGGACCUUCCUUUGAGUAUUGGGUACCUAGUACUUGCAUAAGUAGGUUUAGGUAUGCAUUGGGUUUAGCCAUUGAGAGUUUUGACAAAUACAAAAACUUUGCGUGGUGGC